UCAAUACUUUGGAUAAAUUAAAAGGAAACAAAAUAAUAGUUUAGAAGCCCUGAUCCUUAGUUUAAAGAUAAAUGAUCUUAUUUCAACUUUCAAUUCCUUUUUUCUAAAACCAUAAUUUUCAGACAAAUCGCUUGAUUUCAAGAAAUUCAAAACAACUAGAAAUUUUUUGCUCGUAAAAAAAAUGUGAAUUUUUAAAAAUCAAAUCUGGUCCAAAUGAUUUCUAAAAAUUCAAAAUUUCACCAAGUUGACCCAGAAAGCUGAAAUUUGGUCCUGCUUUCAACUUCAAUUCUCUGAAUGAAAUGGAAAUGGUUUCCGAGUCGUUUUGAGCAGUUCUGAAGCCUCCAGCAAUCAAAUUAGGCGAUAUUUGGGCUAACAGAAUGAGCAGUAUGAAAACACAUCAUCAUUUUGAUCAUAGCAUCGAUUCAAGGGCAAUUAAUGGGACACCCUGUAUACGCAAUAUGCAUUCCACAAUUCCAUUUAUGCAAAAAAGAUAUGCACGACUAAACGAAAUACCUAUCGCUCGUCGUCAGGCUGCUUUGGAAACACAGUCACGAGACAACAUUAACCAUAUCGAAUAAAAAUCUAUAAUGAGAUACUAAAUUAAACUUAUAUUGACUAUUCCGCAGCACUUGAAAUCGACGAAAGGCUCAUUCGAAUAGAAAAAAAAGACGAAGAAAAGAAGAAGAAAAAACGUCUCAUCUGAAAAGAAAAUGACUACGCCGACGAAAUACCGCCGGCAUCCGCGAGAAAAAGAAACGGCGAAAAAUCACUCGAAAAGUAUAAUGGUAGUAGAACGAGAUAUUGUAAGAAAACUGAUUAUACCUCGAGACAAGAAUCGGAAACUAACCACGCUCUUAUCUGAAUCUCAAUUCAACCGAAUUAAAAAGAAUUCACGUCUUUUUACAGACUCGCCUAUCCCCGAAGACGCUUCUGUCGAAACGUUGAUCGAACAAGAACAAAACAAAAUCGACUCGUUAACACGACAACUCGAGAAUCUGAAAAAAGACACCAUUAAUAACGAGUCGGAGAACGAAGAAGAGCAGCGUGAAAAACAGCUCGUAUUAGCUCGAACCGAGCAACUAAAACAAGAGCAGGAAGAUGAAAUGAAACAAUACAAUUCUUUAUUAUUAAGCAUUAAAUGUAAAGCGAUACAAGACGCUCAAGUGGCUGAGAAAGAACUUAUAAAACAGCAAUUAAAAUCUCACGAUGAGGCUGAAGAUGCCAAAAUGGAAAACGACAGGAAAUUGGCCGAGGAAGCUACGAGAAGGAAACGGGAAGAAGAGUAUGCCAAGAAACAACAGUAUGCUCAAUUUAUAUUGGAACAGAUUGAACAAAAUGAAAAGAAAAGGUUUCAAGAGAUGCAGAUGAUUAAAAAGGAAUCUAAAUUAAUGAAAAUUAAAUCGAAACAAUUGAAAGACGAAGAGAGCCAAACAUCCGAACAGAAAGCCACGCUAAAUUUAGAAUUGAAAAAACAAAACCAACUAUUUAACGAACAAAUCAAACGGAACAAAGAGCAACAAAGAGAACAAGAAAAGCUCGAAAGCUUAAAGAUUCAAGAAUACCUAAAAUCUAAAAUCCAGCAAGAGAAAGAAUACGAGACGCAUCGCAAAACCAAAAGCCAACUACAACAAAGGGAACUAGCUCGUUUAUGGAAGUUACAAAAAACAUCGCAAUCCUUGGCUCAAACCAAAGACGAAAUUAUCACCGAACGUAUCCAAGAAGACAUUCAAAGAAAAUGGCGUCAAAAAGAAAUUGAAACUGUGAGAAAGAAAUUACAACAGAAUGAAGAAGAACGCGAUAUACGUCAACGGCAAAUUUCCGAAAAGAGAAAAUAUCAAACCAUUGAAGCUCUGCAGAAAGAAGAAGAAGCUAAGAAAAUUAAUAAUGAAAAUUCCAAAUUGCAACAAGAGCUACAACUUUCGAAAAUUAAACACGAAGAAACAAUCCAAAAACACAAAGCAGCCUUACUCGAGCAAAUAACCGAAAAAGAACGAAGAAAAAAAUACCAACGAGAAGAAAAAUUACAAGAAGGACGAGAACUUCAGAAUAGGUUGCAAAAACGAGACGAAAUAAUCAAGCAGGCUAUUGAGAAAAAAAUUGAACAAAUAAGAUCGUCGGAUAUACCGGAAGAAUACGUAAAGAAACUCGCGAAACAUAUGAAAAUCGACGGAGACAAUCUUUCACGUCUGGAAACACAAACAUGAAAGGCACCUGCACAUUAGAAGACUGCAUUUUUCCAAAAUUUUUUAUUUAUCAAACGAUGGAGAACAAAAUAAAUAUACAUUAAAACUGCAUACGAUGAGGGUAUUGAUUAUUCUUUAGACCGAACAUAGCUGAUAGAUAAGCGAGCAAUGUUUUCUUGUCGGGAUGUUUCUUGAUAAUAUCUAAAACUUGUUGGUCUACGGUCUUUUGGAAUUCUUUUCUUUCGGCGUUAGGCUGGUACGACUGUGAAAAAACAA
Messenger RNA from Planococcus citri (citrus mealybug), 2459 nucleotides. Its product is annotated as cilia- and flagella-associated protein 45-like. NCBI's taxonomy places the organism in Eukaryota, Metazoa, Arthropoda, Insecta, Hemiptera, Pseudococcidae. The record is from RefSeq and is a predicted model, not a curated record. The coding region runs from base 711 to 2204 and encodes 497 amino acids. The transcript is spliced from 9 exons.